Blepharisma stoltei is the source of this 753-nucleotide messenger RNA. NCBI's taxonomy places the organism in Eukaryota, Ciliophora, Heterotrichea, Heterotrichida, Blepharismidae. The record is from the annotation of a GenBank genome assembly.
AUGGCCACCUAUCGUUUAGUUCUUGUUCGUCAUGGAGAAUCGACCUGGAACAAAGAAAAUCGCUUUACAGGUUGGACUGAUGUUCCACUGACUCAACAUGGAAUAGACGAAGCUAGAGAAGGUGGUGAAAUGCUCAGACGCCAAGGUUUAACCUUUGACGUCGUUCAUACUUCAGUGCUUAAAAGAGCAAUCCAAACAAUGAACAUUGCCCUUUCAGAAAUCGACCAAGAGUACUUACCAGUCCAUAAGCAUUGGAGAUUAAAUGAAAGACACUAUGGAGGACUGCAAGGACUCAAUAAAUCAGAGACUGCAGCUCUGCACGGAGAAGAACAAGUCUUGAUAUGGAGAAGAUCUUAUGAUAUCCCACCUCCAAGUCUUGAAGAAAGCGAUGAAAGACACCCAGGUAACGAUAAAAGAUAUGGAAAGCUUCCUAAAGAUUGUUUACCAAGAACUGAGUGCUUAAAAGACUGUAUUCAAAGAGUGCUUCCUUACUGGUAUGACGCAAUUGCCCCAGAUAUUUUAAGUGGGAAAAAUGUAUUGAUUGUAGCCCACGGAAACUCUUUAAGGGGCUUAGUGAAGCAUUUAGAUAAUAUGAGCGAAGAGGAUAUUUUGAAAUUAAACAUACCAACUGGGAUCCCACUGGUCUAUGAAUUAAAUGAAAGACUGCAGCCUAUCAGGCACUACUAUUUAGCUGACGAAGAAGAAGUUAGAAGAAGAAUCGAAGCAGUCGCUAACCAAGGAAAAGCUAAGUAA